Molecule: messenger RNA, 2321 nt
Organism: Anoplophora glabripennis (Asian longhorned beetle)
Lineage: Eukaryota; Metazoa; Arthropoda; Insecta; Coleoptera; Cerambycidae
Exons: 2
Coding region: 68-1225 (385 amino acids)
Source: RefSeq, a predicted model, not a curated record
GAUCACGUCGUGUUUGUUAUAACUAGACUAAUUUAUUUUGUUUUAGGAAAAUAAAAUAGGAUUAACAAUGGGAAAGUCAAAAAGGAAAAGAAGCUUAUCACGAUCACCGUCUCCAGGGUGUUCUAGUCGUGGAAAAACCCUUCAAUUGGAAAAAAGGCUAAAAGCGUUGGAACGACGCUUUAGACGCCAUAGUGAAUCCAGAUCAUCCAAAUCCCCAACGUCAAAAAGGUCAAAACAUUACGACAGAGGAAGCUUAAAUUCAAGGGGUGAUCGAAACUCAAGGCAAAUGCCAAGAAACUCGACACCGGUUCGAAGUCCCAGAGACUCGACAUCCUUUGGCCAAGAAGGUUUUACCCCUUCUUUAACAUUACAAGAUGGCUCGGAAGGUUUUACCCCUUCUGUAAUAUCUGCCAGAAGUAUUGAGCAGGAAAAUGCCCCCUCACCAAAUAUUAAUAAUAGUAUAUUGGUGGUACAUGAACCGGGUUUGGAUGAAGAAGUGUUGAAAUGCUUGGGAGAAGACCCUGAGAAUGCCAAGACCGAAAAAGUGGAGCUGCACAAGGCAUUGUCUCCUAGAUGGCAGCAUAUGCUGACAAAAGGUAUAUCAAAAGAUAAUAAAUUAGAACUGCUGGCGAAAUAUCCAGUCCCAAGCAACUGUGGCGGGUUGCAAACGCCUACAUUAAAUCCAGAAAUAGCCCAAGCCGUUUCCGAUAUAUCCUUAAAGAAAGAUAAAUAUCAGGUGAUUAUGCAAUCUCAGUUGGGUGCAGGAAUAACGGCACUGGGUAAGGCCAUAACUAUGGUAUUGGUAGAUGAAAGUGAUUUGGCAAAAUCCCUUGUUCCGAUUCUUAGUGAAUCCGGUAAGUUACUAACUGACUUGUUUCACUCCUUUUCAGUUCAAAGGAAAAGUUUUCUAACCCCGCAACUAAAUCCAUUAGCUAUGAACAUAGCAAAGACCAGUUCCAUUGAUAUACAACUUUUCGGUGCAGAUUUUGGGGAGAGACUAAAAGCUGCAAAAGAAAUUGAAAAGUCAAGUAAAGACUUAAAAGGCAAUAAAGCGUCGACUUUUGCUAGUAAUCCAAGGCGAACAGAGUGGAAGGUGCCGACUUUAAACUCUAGGGGCCCGUCUCGGGGGAGGAGAAACCAGAGACAAUACGGGCAAUCUCGGCACAGGAAACCGGCAGAGCUCCCUCACAGGCGUUACCAAUCCAACAAGAGAUAUCGAGAAUAGAGAAUGAACCAUCCUCUUCAUGCCAAGCUUACCCUGGUAGCAGGGAGUUUGUGCGGCAAGCACUCUUAAAAAAGGGAUAUCCUGCAGAAACAGUGGAUGUUACAUUGAACUCCAUUUCAGAAUCCACUCAUAAACAAUAUAAUACGUCAUAUAAAUCUUGGUGGAGUUACUGUUUAGAAAACAAUAAAAAUCCACUCGUGGUAGAUAUAUCAGAAAUAUUGAGGUUUAUGCAGAAAGAAUUUGAAAAAGGGAACACUUCGUACGGCAAGCUUAAUCAACACAGAUCAGCGCUUUCUCUAAUAUUUCCUGGAGAAAUUGGAAAAGACAUUUUAAUAAGAAGAUUUUUAAAAGGAGUUUAUCGGCUUAGACCAACAAAACCAAGAUAUAAUACCACCUGGAAUCCCCAAAUAGUCAUUAAUUAUAUCGAUUCACUAGGACCAGACGAGACAUUACCUACUUUGAUAUUAACAAAGAAACUAGCUACACUAUUGGCUCUGGCCACAGGCCAUAGAAUACAAACACUAUACCUUAUAAAAGUGGAUAAUAUUAUAUUUGAUGGCGAAGGAGUAUGCAUAUAUAUAACUGACCAGGUAAAGAACUCGAAGAAUAAUGCUCCGCAGCCCUUUUUUAAAGUACCUUAUUUCACUGGAAAACCUAAUUUAUGUGUUGUUUCAACACUCAUAUCCUAUUUAGAAAAAACGUCAGAGUGGAGACCACAAUCAGAAGACUAUUUAUUCAUUACAGCAAAGGAUCCAUACAAGAGGGCAUCAAAAGACACAAUUAGCAGAUGGAUUAAACAAACGUUAAACGCAGCGGGAAUAAAUACGCAGAUUUUUUCAGCGUAUUCCACACGGCAUGCCUCUACCUCGGCAGCCGCUAGAAAUGGUGUAUCUUGGGAUGUUAUUAGGAAAACAGCAGGCUGGACAAAAACCUCAAAAGUCUUUGCAAAAUUCUACAACCGUCCCGUUGUAGAAGACAACAAUUUUGCAAAAUCUGUUUUAGCAACUGAAUUGUGAAUACAUUCAUACAUGUUUAAUAUUGUAAAAUCAUACACGAAGAGUUCUUGUGCAUGGUCAUAAUAAAUGUGUUACACUGA